Diaporthe batatas is the source of this 432-nucleotide messenger RNA. RefSeq lists its product as uncharacterized. The transcript has 3 exons. Gene Ontology annotation, biological process: transmembrane transport; carbohydrate transport. Gene Ontology annotation, molecular function: carbohydrate:proton symporter activity. The record is from RefSeq and is a predicted model, not a curated record. Bases 1 to 432 code for a protein of 143 amino acids. Gene Ontology annotation, cellular component: membrane. Lineage: Eukaryota; Fungi; Ascomycota; Sordariomycetes; Diaporthales; Diaporthaceae.
AUGGGGAAAGUGGCAACCGCCAUGUUCAUACUCUAUCAUGUUUUCUUCGGCCUAGGAUACUCAAGUGUACCCUGGGUCUACAGUGCAGAGUCGGUCAACUGGUUAGGCGGGUUCGUCGUCGUCCAAUUCACCAAGGUCGGCCUCGAUAACUUGCAGUGGCGCUUCUUCCUAAUGUUCGGUAUUUUCUGCUUCGCCUUCGUUCCUGUGGUAUACCUCUUCUACCCAGAAACGGCCAAUAGGACUCUGGAAGACAUGGACCAGAUAUUCAUACACAACCCGUCAGCUUUCGUCUUUACAGACAGAGCUGCGACGCAAUCAGAGCGACCAGAUGUACUCAUUGAGGCAGAGACGGCGCGAAUAGCGCAGAUUGCAAACAGGUCGCAAAAGGUUGCAUCUGGGAAUGAGAAGAAUGCCACGGACACAAAUGUCUAG